Drosophila busckii is the source of this 3249-nucleotide messenger RNA. RefSeq names its product chorion peroxidase. The coding region runs from base 16 to 3249 and encodes 1077 amino acids. The record is from RefSeq and is a predicted model, not a curated record. The transcript has 6 exons. Gene Ontology annotation, biological process: response to oxidative stress. Gene Ontology annotation, molecular function: heme binding; peroxidase activity. NCBI's taxonomy places the organism in Eukaryota, Metazoa, Arthropoda, Insecta, Diptera, Drosophilidae.
GAUCCACCUACUUGUAUGCCAGCUUCGAAGCGUUAUCGUACUCACGACGGUACCUGUAACAAUAAGCGGAGGCCUCGAUGGGGUGCCUCACAAAUGCCAUUUAAUCGUUUUCUUCCUCCGGAAUAUGGUGAUGGUGUGGAUAGCGUGCGCAGUUCUUCGGAUGGUAGUACAUUGUCCUCAGCACGAUUCGUCAGCUUGCUAGUGCAUGGUGCACGUGAUGGUGAGGCACCACUUACAAUGAUGAUAGCGCAAUGGGGUCAACUACUAGAUCAUGAUAUGACUUCAACAGCCCAGCCACGCUCGAUUAAUGGUUCGGUACCCAGCUGUUGUGGUGGGCAAGACUUUCAUCCAUCAUGCUUUCCUAUUAAGGUGCCGUUGGAUGAUCCCUGGUUAUCACCCUUAAAGGUGCGUUGCCUAGAGUUUUUACGAUCGGCACCCGCGCAACGUCGUGACUGCGUACUUUCCUGGCGGGAACAAACUAACCAGGCUACAUCAUUUAUUGAUGCCUCACCUAUUUAUUCAAACAAUGCCAGGUCCUCUGACAGUGCGCGUAUUUUUCGUAAUGGGCUACUUGUAUAUGGACGCGGAAAUCUGGCUGACGAUGUGUGCCAUCGCGGGGCUAUUGCGGCACACUGCAUUAGAUCAGGCGAUGGACGUAGCGGCGAACAGCCAGGUCUCCUAGCGAUGCAUCUUGUUUGGGUGGGCGAGCAUAAUCGUAUUUCUUUAAAUCUAAGUGAUCUAAAUCCCCAUUGGAGCGAUGAGAAGCUAUAUCAAGAAACGCGUCGCAUUAUAGGUGCAAUGUUUCAACACAUUACAUAUCGUGAGUUUCUACCAAUUAUACUAGGUAGAGAGGUGUGCAAGUUGUUUGAUUUGGAACUUCUCGAUUCUGGCUACUAUAAUGGCUAUGAUGCUAAAGUCAAUCCAACAAUAGCCAAUGCAUUUUCUUCGGCUGCUUUUCGUUUUGGUCAUUCUUUAGUACAGAGCUCCUAUACAAGAUGUGAUCGUCAUCACAACAUUAUCCGAAAUAAUAUUAGCUUGCAUGAGGAAUUCCAAAAGGGAGACAUUGGUUCUGCAGGCUCUCUGCAUCGCCUCCUACGUGGUUUGGCCUCACAACGCGCACUAAAACGUGAUGAGUUCAUUACACCUGAGCUUACCAACCAUCUAUUUCAAACACCUAGCUUUCCUUUUGGUCUGGACUUAGCUGCUAUAAACAUACAACGUGGGCGGGAUCACGGCCUAGCUCCUUAUACUUCAUGGCGUGUUCCCUGCGGUCUAACGCCAAUUCUCAGCUGGAAUGACUUUGCCAAUGCAGUAGGCCCGGAGUCAGCUAGGCGCAUCGGCCACGCUUAUCGGAGUGUGCAUGAUAUUGAUCUUUUCGUUGGCGGUAUAGCGGAGCGGCCAGUUAUUGGUGGGUUGGUGGGACCCACUUUUGCCUGUAUUAUUGCCCAGCAGUUUAGCAACACACGCCGCGGCGAUCGGUUCUGGUAUGAGAAUGGCGGAUUUGAGAGCUCCUUUACACCUGCACAGUUGCAUUCACUACGAAGUGUUUCGUUGGCUCAAGUCUUAUGUAGAUCAGUUGGAGGGGGAACACUUCAGCCGCAUAUAUUUGUACCUCACGAGUUUAUGGAUAACGAACGUCAAAGCUGUGGCUCUGGAGUGCUUGGUGAUAUUGACUUGAGUCCAUGGCUAGAGCAGGAUCUCCUCUCCGAACAAGAUUUUAAAAUGGUCAGUUCAGGGAUUGAUUCAUUCGAUAAAGAGGAUAAGGUAUCAUUUUCUAAUUUCGUAAGGCCUAUCCAAACAUUAACGGAUCUUUUUUCAAGCCCAAUCCGAACUAUUAAUCGGAAUAUAAGUCUAGUUAAUGAUAAACUUGACUUGAAGCAAAGGACUGAAUCUAAUAUCAAGUCAGACAGCAAUCUUAAUAAAGGAUCCAACGAUACUGGCAUAAACGGAAUUAAUAACAAGCUUGAAAAAUCAUCUAAGAUUGCAAUAAAUAAUCAAAUGAGAUCUAGAAAUCACGCUAAGGCCUCAAAGAUAAAAGUUAAUAUUAAAAAGGUUCCUUUUGAUAUGCAUGUCCAAUUAAAGAAAUUGCAAACACAAGCUUCUUCCUCAGUUAUUCAAGCUGAAUCUGAUACGAAACGAAAACGAAAGAUUCGCAACAUCCAAGAACUGCCAAGCCUUUUGAACGGACCUCACAUAAAUGAUCAAUAUGAAAUUGAAAUAAACAUACGACAAACAAACAGAAGACCAAUAAUUCCACCGUUUAAUACUGAUUAUUCAGAAUUAAUAACAAGUAACGACAAAGAGCACAGCAGCUAUACUCCCCUCACUGCGUAUGUAAGCAGCACAACGCGGCCCUUUACCUACGAAAUGAAAACUAAGCCACCGACUAUUAUAUACUUGAACGACAACGAUAACAAACGGACCACCAUACGCCCAAGCAACUUUCUCCAAAAUUUGUUUACCAUUGCGAGUAACAGUUUCAAUCAUAACCGGCAACCCACGUUAACAACAACUUUCGGACCACUUAUAUCAUCGCACAAUGAGCGUCCUUAUCAAGAUACAUAUGCUGAAAAUAUACGUUUAAGUAGCUUUAGCUCAUCUUAUACUACACAAUUACCUUCAACUCAAUCAUAUACCAUGACUGGCAAUUCUCAUCUAGGCGUUAAUCCUUCAUCAAAUGUUUUGCAGUCAUCAACCAGUGCCCUCAGUUCUGGCCAAUUUGGAAGUAUUUCUGCAGUAGCUGGCGCUCAUGGUGCGGAUAGUACAUUCAGCUUUAACAUUCAUCCAGAGUACUUUAAUUUAAAUUCACGUCGUCAAGAUUUUGGGGAAAGCUUUGACAUGGCCUCCCAUUCAUUUUAUAGACCAGAUUACCCACAUAACAAUGAAGAGUCUUACCAUGAUCGUGUAUUAAGUGAAGUCGGAAAUGCCACUCCUUUCUCCAACAGCUAUAUGAGACACAAAUUACAAACCACAAAUUCACAAACAUAUCACGCUCGAACAAAAGAAGCACAGAUCAGAUCUGAAGAACAUAACAAAUUUUUUGAUUUUUUGAGAUUGGGUAUUGCAAAUUUAACUAAAAUCAAGAAAGAUGAUUACAUAGGGAAUAAGCAGUCGGAUCCGCUAAAAGACAUACAAGAACCAAGCAUCAAAAAGUCGACCAUAAUGAACACAACUGCACUAUACUUCGAUGAAAAUGACGGGCGCAGGACCCUCCUCCAGAAGGUGCUCUGGAGUUUCGUCAUGGUCUAG